Molecule: messenger RNA, 1534 nt
Organism: Scylla paramamosain (green mud crab)
Lineage: Eukaryota; Metazoa; Arthropoda; Malacostraca; Decapoda; Portunidae
Source: the annotation of a RefSeq genome assembly
AUGCAACGAUGAUUCUUUUCUACAAAUCAUAAAGACAUUGGUACUCUAUAUUUUAUUUUUGGAGCAUGAUCUGGAAUAGUAGGAACCUCAUUAAGUUUAAUUAUUCGUGCUGAACUAGGACAACCAGGAACACUUAUUGGUAAUGAUCAAAUUUAUAAUGUUGUUGUUACCGCUCAUGCUUUCGUUAUAAUCUUUUUUAUAGUUAUACCAAUUAUAAUUGGAGGAUUUGGUAAUUGACUAGUCCCCCUUAUAUUAGGAGCCCCUGACAUAGCAUUCCCUCGUAUAAACAAUAUAAGAUUUUGACUCUUACCCCCAUCUCUGACUCUAUUAUUAAUAAGAGGUAUAGUAGAAAGAGGUGUCGGCACAGGUUGAACUGUCUAUCCCCCACUAGCAGCAGCUAUUGCCCAUGCAGGGGCUUCAGUCGAUCUAGGUAUUUUCUCACUUCAUCUUGCAGGUGUCUCUUCUAUUCUUGGUGCAGUUAAUUUUAUAACAACUGUAAUUAAUAUACGAUCUUUUGGUAUAAGAAUAGACCAAAUACCUUUAUUUGUUUGAUCUGUAUUUAUUACUGCAAUUCUCUUACUUUUAUCCUUACCAGUUCUAGCAGGAGCAAUUACUAUACUUCUAACCGAUCGAAACCUUAAUACAUCAUUUUUUGACCCUGCUGGCGGUGGAGACCCUGUUUUGUACCAGCAUUUAUUCUGAUUCUUUGGUCACCCAGAAGUUUAUAUUCUUAUUUUACCAGCAUUUGGUAUAAUCUCCCACAUUGUAAGUCAGGAAUCUGGGAAAAAAGAAUCAUUCGGAACUUUAGGUAUAAUCUAUGCUAUAAUGGCUAUUGGUAUUCUAGGGUUUAUUGUCUGAGCUCAUCAUAUAUUUACAGUCGGAAUGGAUGUUGACACACGAGCCUAUUUUACAUCAGCAACAAUAAUCAUUGCUGUUCCAACAGGAAUCAAAAUUUUUAGAUGACUAAGAACUCUUCAUGGUACACAAAUUAAUUAUAGGCCUUCAAUAUUAUGAGCUUUAGGAUUUAUCUUCUUAUUUACUGUUGGGGGUCUUACAGGAGUUGUUUUAGCUAAUUCAUCAAUUGACAUUAUUCUCCACGAUACAUACUAUGUCGUAGCCCAUUUCCACUAUGUUUUAUCUAUAGGAGCUGUAUUUGGUAUUUUUGCUGGUAUUGCACACUGAUUUCCUCUAUUUACCGGUUUAUCUCUAAAUCCUAAAUGAAUAAAAAUCCACUUUUUUAUUAUAUUCACAGGUGUAAAUAUCACCUUCUUUCCCCAACAUUUUCUAGGACUUAAUGGUAUACCUCGACGCUAUUCUGAUUACCCAGAUGCCUAUACAACAUGAAAUAUUGUUUCUUCUAUAGGUUCUAUAGUAUCUCUUGUUGCUAUAUUAAUCUUUAUAAUUAUUAUUUGAGAAGCUCUAAUCUCUAAUCGACCUAUUUUAUUUACUCCAUUUUUACCCUCCUCAAUUGAAUGAAAUCACUCUUAUCCCCCAGCUGAUCAUUCUUAUAUAGAAAUUCCACUAAUUUCUAAUU